UGCUUCUACUUGCACGUAUACCUUACCAUAGCAAUAUACAUACGGCGUAUAAGGGCAAGGCUAGAAGUAAUGUAUUGACCACGAUUUACAAAGCCGAUAGAACAUCCGUUGUGAACCUUGGACCUAAAAUUAACCAUACACGGCCGUCACGAAGAUGUUACGAAGCUCGUUACUACAACAAGUGGUUGAACGCCAGCGAUCUUAAUAUGGAUUCAGAUACGAAGACCUCCCAACCACAAGAGCCUCACAUCACACGACUAAAGGAAAUUUCAUCCCGAUGCGAAUCGUCUCAUUAUAUAAACAAGAGAAUAGAUCUUUCCCGGUUCGUAUUCGACGAUGAACAUAAACUGAUCAUGUGUGUUGUACCGAAGGCGGCUUGUACAACGUGGAAGAGAAUCAUGUGGUACUUGAAUGGUUGUGAGAAUGACAAAGAAAAAGUUUUUAAAUUGAACGUGGCAAUCCUGGAUUUAACAGCGCGAAGAUUGAAACGAUUAUCAAGUGUAAGCAAAGAAUCGGCGAUCGAGAAACUUCGAUCUUACACGAAAUUCUUCGUAAAAAGAUCUCCCUUUGAAAGGUUGGUCUCGGCCUACAGGAAUAAAUUCAUUACAAGCAAAAACCCGAAUUAUAGAGAAAAGAUUGGCAAACAAUACGCUAAAGUUCAAGCUGCAAAGCUACUGCAAGGUUUACGCCUUCCAAUGAGAAAUAUUGCCCGUGGUCGUGUUGGUGUUGAUGACGUAAUGAAUGACGUCAGGAUACGUUCGAUGAACGAUACCAUGCAGGAACGUUUAAGAAAGUAUCUAGUGACGAUUAGACAUGGAAAUCUUACUUUUGAACAAUUUACAAGCCACAUCGUUAAAGCUACCGAAUACAACUUACCUGGUGAACUAGACGUCCACUGGCGCCCCCAGGUGGAGCUUUGCAACCCGUGCGCUUUAAAAUAUGACUACGUCAUCGAUUUCCGCAAGAUGGCGACAGAGUCCAACGAAUUGCUUCAAUACGUCCAGCGAAAUGAUGACGUAAUGGAUCAAAUUCGUUUAAAAGAAACACACCGAGUGCUAACGAACGAUGAUACGGUCGCUUCUCAUAUGAAUUUAAUUGAUGAUAAUGUUAAGUUAAAGUUGAAACGGUUGUAUGAAAAUGACUCUUAUAUCCUUGGCUAUUCUCCGAUGCGUUAGAAGAAUGGCAAUUGAAAAUAUAGUAGGGUGGGGGAAGAUGGGACACCUUUUUAUUCUAUUUUCUUUUCCAAUUUGGUAGUAAACAAACAUUUAACGAUUUUGUAUAAAACUUUAUCCUCACGGCUCCCAUAGACCGUUGUUAAUUGUUUAAAACACGAUCAGGAUAUUUAGUUAUUAUGUGUCAAAGGUGUCCCGUCUUCCCCAUAACGUACUAUAUAAUGACGCAGUGCAAUUGACAGCGGUAUUUAAACGAUGUUUCAUCACAGAGGUUUCACCUAGCUAUGAGUAUUUGUAUUUUGUAUUUUAUUCUGUGCUUUUUUUAUGACCGCCAAGCGACAAUUUGUUGCCAUUGUUCUAUUAUUUUUUUAUUUUGUCAAAGUUUUAUUUGAUUCUGUUUUCUUCUACUUUCUACUGUGUUCCAACGUUCUAUAAUUUACUUCACUGAAAAUUUUGUCGCAAAACAACGCAAAAUAUUGACCACACAUUUCUAGUAAAA
Ciona intestinalis (vase tunicate) is the source of this 1671-nucleotide messenger RNA. The record is from RefSeq and is a predicted model, not a curated record. NCBI's taxonomy places the organism in Eukaryota, Metazoa, Chordata, Ascidiacea, Phlebobranchia, Cionidae.